Molecule: messenger RNA, 1247 nt
Organism: Hypoxylon trugodes
Lineage: Eukaryota; Fungi; Ascomycota; Sordariomycetes; Xylariales; Hypoxylaceae
Product: putative ER-golgi SNARE complex subunit
Exons: 4
Coding region: 197-1162 (321 amino acids)
Biological process (GO): endoplasmic reticulum to Golgi vesicle-mediated transport; vesicle fusion; intracellular protein transport
Cellular component (GO): SNARE complex; endomembrane system; Golgi membrane
Molecular function (GO): SNAP receptor activity; SNARE binding
Source: RefSeq, a predicted model, not a curated record
UUUCAUCAUCCACCGAUCUAUCUGUCUACUACAACAAUCGCCGAAGAAUAACGAACCCCUCGUUCUCGCUCCGUACUCCAUUCCACGAAUUCAGUGUAAAUAUUGUCGGACAACUCGAUCGCGAUAGCAAACAGACUCGAAAAGAAAAGAGUGCCACGUCAUCAUACCUACCAAGCCAUCUAGGCAAUCCUUCAAGAUGGCCGUCGCCUCGAUACAAGACCGCACGGCCGAGUUCCGUUCCGUGUUAACACAAGUUCAAAGGCGACAGGCUUCAUCCAAAGUUGGCGCUCAGAGAAGAUCAUUGUUGACGGACUCGCAAAAGGCUGCUGCCAAUGGCGACGCGCAACCACAUCGAAGAUCGGAAUUCGCUAGGCGCGCCGCUGAGAUAGGGCGCGGGAUUGCUGCCACAAUGGGGAAAUUGGAAAAGUUGGCGCAGUUAGCGAAGCGCAAGACACUAUUUGACGACCGACCGAUCGAGAUAAACGAACUUACCUUCAUAAUAAAACAGGAUCUUUCUUCCCUAAACCAACAGAUCGGCGGCUUACAGACAUUGACGCGACAACAACACCCGAAAGCGGAUCAAGAGGGCGAACACAAUAAGAAUAUUGUCUUGAUGUUGCAAGGAAAGCUUAGCGAUGUGGGUGCCAAUUUCAAGGACGUACUCGAAGUACGAACCAAGAACAUCCAGGCAUCGCGAUCACGCACCGAAAACUUCAUUUCUUCCGUCUCGCAACAUGCAUCAACUUCUACACUCCAACAGUCCGCAUCCCCAUUAUAUGGAACACCGAAUCGAGGUACACCAUCGCCGGGCGCGGAUUUAUUAUCGCUAAAUCCGGUGGGUGACCAGCAGAUGUUGAUGAUGGAGGAAGCGGCGCCACAGAAUUCCUACAUACAACAGCGAGGCGAGGCGAUUGAGGCAAUAGAGAAAACCAUUGGCGAGUUAGGAUCUAUCUUUGGACAAUUGGCGCAGAUGGUAUCAGAGCAGAGCGAGAUGAUUCAGCGUAUUGACGCAAACACCGAGGAUGUGGUCGAUAACGUACAAGGCGCCCAACGCGAGUUGCUGAAGUAUUGGUCGAGAGUUUCGAGUAACCGAUGGUUAAUCGCCCAGAUGUUCGGUGUACUAAUGAUAUUCUUCUUGUUAUGGGUCCUGAUCGCGGGUUAAAACCGACGAGGUCAAACGACGAGAUGAAAUCUAUAGUAGCGACGCUGGUGUACUACUACUACAAUUACUAUUCCCUCUAUUCUUC